AUGACUAUCACUUGUGACUACAUGGCCAGCUUAGUCCUACCACGUGACCCCUGGUUAUCAUCCUCUCGUUGCGGCAUAAACAAACCACUCCCAAUAUCCCAAUACGAACAUUUUGGUGCACGUCCAUGGCAUCUGGCAUCACCCCCACCAGGGAGUGUCCCUGAGGCCCCUCUUACACCACCGUCUACGGAACAGAAACCUUUAUCGAGAAGUGCACGAAGCGUGGUCACUUGUUUGCGGCUCCAUCGUGCAAAUCACCGGCCAAGCUCUUGGUGGGAGCGUCGACUCAGACCAGACGACUAUACAGAGGUCUUGCGUGUGCUUCAUUCUGAUGAAAAUCUCCGCAACUACGUGGAAGACAAAAUACGAUACGAUUACGAUCCCUGUCGCUACUGUCUGACAAUCCGAAUGCCAAGCCUUGUUCAUGAUACGUUUUGCGCAAGAAUAGUGGAUGAAAUAAUCAAACAAUUGAGACAAUUCCAGGAAACUGACGGACCUCUCGCCGAUUUCGCAAAGCAGGUCGAGCAUUUUGCCACAUCCCGAAUUUUCAUACCUGAAGACACGCACGAUGUAAGUAUAUCUGUGAGAGGACAUCGCUUUGGGAAGUACCCUUGA
Molecule: messenger RNA, 615 nt
Organism: Penicillium brevicompactum
Lineage: Eukaryota; Fungi; Ascomycota; Eurotiomycetes; Eurotiales; Aspergillaceae
Exons: 2
Coding region: 1-615 (204 amino acids)
Source: RefSeq, a predicted model, not a curated record